This is a messenger RNA of Ananas comosus (pineapple), 2612 nucleotides long. RefSeq names its product fatty acid desaturase DES2. The transcript is spliced from 3 exons. The coding region runs from base 273 to 1469 and encodes 398 amino acids. Gene Ontology annotation, molecular function: oxidoreductase activity, acting on paired donors, with oxidation of a pair of donors resulting in the reduction of molecular oxygen to two molecules of water. Gene Ontology annotation, biological process: lipid metabolic process. The record is from RefSeq and is a predicted model, not a curated record. Lineage: Eukaryota; Viridiplantae; Streptophyta; Magnoliopsida; Poales; Bromeliaceae.
CAAACCAGAGGAGAGGAGAGGAGAGGAGAGGAGAGAGAGAGAGAGAGAGAGAGAGAGAGAGAGAGGAAGAGCAAGAGAUAAGAGAGAAUACAUUACUCUCCCUCGCUCUCGAUCUCUCUUUGAAGCGUCGAUCGAGCCGUAUUUCUCUCAGUUACUAGCCUAUUACGUGCUUCCCGGUGGACGUAUCUAUUCAAACUUUCAUCUCGUGGUUCCCGCUCGCUCUACAAUUUUUUUUUGGUUAUUCACCAAAUAAAUCGUACUAUUAUAGCGAAAUGGGUGCGGGCGGGCGUAUGACGGCGAAGGAGCGGGCGGAGCAGCGGCGGGACGCGGCGCGUGGCCCGGGCAGCGGUGGCGCAGGGGACGCGGCGGCGCUCCGGCGGUCCCCGACGGAGAAGCCGCCCUUCACGCUGGGGCAGAUAAAGAAGGCGAUCCCGGCGCACUGCUUCCAGCGGUCCGUCCUGCGGUCCUUCUCCUACGUGGUCCACGACCUGGUCCUCUCCGCCGCCCUCCUGUACGCCGCCCUCGCCUGGAUCCCCGCCCUCCCGAGCCCGCUCCUCCGGUACGCCGCGUGGGGCCUGUACUGGGUGGCGCAGGGCUGCGUCCUCACGGGCGUGUGGGUCGUCGCUCACGAGUGCGGCCACCACGCGUUCUCCGACUACUCGCUCCUCGACGACGCCGUCGGCCUCGUCCUCCACUCCGCCCUCCUCGUGCCCUACUUCUCCUGGAAGUACAGCCACCGCCGCCACCACUCCAACACGGGCUCCGUGGAGCGCGACGAGGUGUUCGUCCCCAAGACCAAGCCCUCCCUCCGCUGGUACUCCCGCUACCUCAGCGACAACCCGCUCGGCCGCGUCGCCUGCCUCCUCGUCCAGCUCACCCUCGGCUGGCCCCUCUACCUCGCCUUCAACGUCUCCGGCCGCCCCUACCCGCGCUUCGCCUGCCACUACGACCCCUACGGCCCCAUCUACUCCGACCGCGAGCGCGCCCAGAUCUUCGUCUCCGACGCCGGCGUCCUCGCCGCCUGCUUCGCGCUCUACCGCCUCGCCGCCGCCCUCGGCUUUUGGUGGGUGGUCCGCGUCUACGGCGUCCCCCUCCUCAUCGUCAACGCCUGGCUCGUCCUCAUCACCUACCUCCAGCACACCCACCCGGCGCUGCCCCACUACGACUCCUCCGAGUGGGACUGGCUCCGCGGCGCGCUCGCCACCAUGGACCGCGACUACGGGCUGCUGAACCGGGUGUUCCACCACAUCACCGACACCCACGUCGCCCACCACCUCUUCUCCACCAUGCCCCACUACCACGCCCUGGAGGCCACCAGGGCCAUCAAGCCCAUCCUCGGCGACUACUACCAGUUCGACGCCACCCCCGUGCUCCAGGCCAUGUGGCGCGAGGCGCGGGAGUGCGUCUACGUCGAGCCCGAGGACGGCGCCAACCGCAAGGGCGUGCUCUGGUACAACAACAAGUUCUAAGUUCUAAGUUCUAAGUUCUAAAUUCUAAAUCCCCCACCCCACCCCACCCCACCCCUUAUUUAGUCCCUCCAUCCGCCGCCGUCACAUCAUCCUAAUUCAAAACCCCAAGAAGAACGAAAAGAAAGACAAACACUGCUAUUAGGCUCCAGCCGCGGUCGAUGGUGAGAAACCCGUUGCCCACUUGUCCUGCUUUCUCUCUCUCUCUCUCUCUCUCUCUCUCUCUUUUCCUCUUUUUUUCUCCCCCCCUUAGAAAUAGAUAGGGAAGGGGCUGCGGCCGCUGCCUUUUGCUUUUUGCUUUUUUGUUCACCUUUUAACUCUUGGUGCUAGUGGCGGUCCGGGUGGGGGCCGGUCCCGCUCUUAUUGAUUACUUGUCGUUGGCGUUGGUCCUCUGGCUCGCCUCCCGUCGUCGAUCCUCCCCUGUUGUUUCUGUUUAGCUAAGCUAUAUGAUUGAUGUAUGCGAGUAAUAAGAAAAUUGAAAAAAUUUAUGAAAAGAAAAUGGAAAAGAUGCAUGGAACGAGUUUGACGAUCACAUCAUCUUUUAAUUUUGGAUGGGCUCUUAUUCUGUAGCUUCGGUAUAAUCAGAGGAGCUCCUAUUCUGUAGCUUCGGUACAUCAGAGGAGCAUACUGUUAUCUUGUCAACAAAGUGAUCGAUUUUUGAUCGCUAGGUGCUCUCGUCGGAUUGGCGAAACUCUUAUCUUAUCAACAGGUCCAAAUCAUUUGCCCAUGUGUAGGUUUCUUCGCCAGUUAUUCUGAUACUUGUCUAAUAUUUGACAAUAUUAUGUAACAAGCCACUCGAUUUUCUCCAAAGAAGCACGUACGGCGCAAAACAAUGGUACAGCACAAACCGAAGCGAAAGAGCUGUCGCAUCAAGUCCAAAUUUGGCUUCCCUCCGUCACAAAUGGUUUAUGAGCUGUUCCUGUCCUUCUCGAUCAUAAAAGUGGGCAGAAGAAAUGUACGCAUGUGACGGGAGGUUCGCGUAUAGGAUCCAGCAAGGGAGGGACAAUUCACAAUUGUAGUGUAGUCGAUUUGAUGGACGAAGUUUUACGAAUUAAGCACGGAUCGUAUGUUCCUAUUGUUGCCUUGAAUUUUCCUUCAUUGUAUGCUCCUAGUAACAGUUUAAUGAUUUGUCUCUUUAUUUCACUA